Messenger RNA from Aspergillus homomorphus CBS 101889, 1101 nucleotides. RefSeq lists its product as uncharacterized. The transcript has 4 exons. Lineage: Eukaryota; Fungi; Ascomycota; Eurotiomycetes; Eurotiales; Aspergillaceae. The record is from RefSeq and is a predicted model, not a curated record. The coding region runs from base 1 to 1011 and encodes 336 amino acids.
AUGGUGUCAACUCUCUCAUAUACCGCAUGCACCGUCGCAGAGAGUUGCAUCACCGCGCUGAUGGUGGCGAUUAUGGGCGUCCGUCUCUGGCUGCGCAAGUAUCGACACCUUCCCUUCGCAGUGAGUGACUACCUCACUAUGAUAGCCAUCGACUGUUCUUCGCGUCCACCAGGACCUCAGGCUAUGGCAGCCCUGAAAAAGUCCGCACAACUGUUCGAGGCCCAAACAUAUCUCUGGGUCACCUACCUCUGGCUCCAGAAAGCGGUAGUUCUUCUUUUCAUUCAACAGAUCUGGGGGUGCCUCCCGUGGCCUCGCAUCUGGAUCCGACUGGCGUGCGCAUAUCUGAUACUGACCUUCAUGGCAACCAUAAUCAUCUACACGAAUACAUGCAUUGGACCUGUGCACCAUCCCGGCUUGACGGGCAGGCCCCCGAGUACGUCCGAGAAUAGCUCACAAGACUCCUACCGGCUUAUCUUCCUGUUGUCGAGUAUGGCUAACAAUGAAGGUGUAGCCAAUUGCAUUGGAUCCAAAGGAUCCCUCAUCAGCUAUGUCUUCCUCAACACCUCCACCGACGUGGUGCUCAUCUUACUACCGAUUCCCUGGUUGAUCCGGGUGAAACGAUCCUGGUCGAAGCGCCUUCUCCUUAUCGGGCUGUUCUCGAUCGGUCUCUUAGCCGCGGGAGCCAGUCUGUCGCGAGCUUUCCUCCCCGGGACCCAGACCGUCAACACCAUCAUCUACUUAUUCGAGGGCACUUUGGCGGCGCUGGCGGCCAACCUGCCAAUGAUCUACAGUCUCCGCGGCCGGAGAGCGCGUUCAGCCUCGCCAGCACCGUCAGAUCCCGAGUGUAGCACGCCGUUCCCGCAGCCUCCGCGACCUCGCGCCAUCACCGACACCGAGAUCAUCGGUGACUCUAACGAGACCGACACCGACACCCCAUCGGAGCACCAGAAUACGCGGGUGUCGAGUCAGGCUAGCACCGAGCCUUUGUUUCGCCGCGAGUUGAAUCUGUAAUUUUUGGGGUGGUUAGUCAGGGCUGGGACCUGAGCAGUGGUUGUAUAGAUGGCGGCCCUGUCUUGAUGAUGAAUGUAUAUAUUUCUCGGC